This is a messenger RNA of Anopheles marshallii, 1119 nucleotides long. RefSeq lists its product as uncharacterized. The record is from RefSeq and is a predicted model, not a curated record. The coding region runs from base 1 to 1119 and encodes 372 amino acids. Lineage: Eukaryota; Metazoa; Arthropoda; Insecta; Diptera; Culicidae. The transcript has a single exon.
AUGUUUGCACAUGAGCUAUUCCAGAUGGACACCACGAAACCUCCGCCACCAAUUGAUGAUUCCUUUCCGCAUCCCGCACUGUUGGAGCAACUGCGAGUGACCGAUUUGCAAAGAGUGCAACAAUUUUUAACUACCUUAACUAACAGAAAUGUACCACUCGCUGAUAGCAAAGUCCGUUCUGCAACCAUUCCCAUCAACAUUUCAACUUACCGGACGGAACUUGGCCAAGCCCUUAAUGUUUUGGAAAACUUAAAACAUUCAGCGUUGGUUUUGGAUGAUUUACUGCUAAAGGAAGGCGAAUCCGAGCAAAGGUGGGAAGAAGAGCUAGACCGUGCGGACCAGCUGAAGGACGUUCUGUUGAAUGUUCUAGAACCGCUGGAAAACGUACAGUGCAAGCAACACCUAACGCACCAGCUUACCACACGUCAAAAGAAGCGAGCAUGGCAAAAGCGGCGUAAUAAACGUCUGCUGGAUGAUCGCAAAGCCGAACAAACAGCCCGAACGGAACGUUUAGCAGAAAUAGCUACCUGGGAAGCGGAAUGGAAGGAUCGACUACUACAGGAACGAGUUACGCGAGAAGAACUACAAAUGAAAACGCUCAUUCUAACCGACGUACGGCGCAGAAAGGCUCGAGCCAAACGGGUGUUAACUCGUUUUGAAAAAGCUGUUGAAUUACUACGGCAACGACAAAGUGCUCCAAGCAUGCACCCACAGCCCGAGGAACGAUUCGUAACCAAAAUGGACGCUCUCAUAACAGAAUGGAAGGGCAAGCUGGGAGAAUGUCUUAGGGAAGAGAAACGGUUGAAAGCGGAGUUAACCCGUCAGUCCACUGCGAAUGUUAGUCGCCGGCGAGAGAACCGUUGGCGUAAGGUUUUGUUUGGAAGUGCUGCGUUGGGUGGAAUGACUGGCAGCCGGUCUGAAGAAGAUUGGUGGCAGGAGCUUAUAGAGGUGCGCCGUGCUUGGGAUCAAUUUUCCUUACCAUCUAAUCCGGAACAGAUCCAAAACCAGAUGGAAAUGCCCGUUGGUAGGAGUGUAGCACCUGGCACGUGGAUUGUGCCACCGGAACAACCGCUCCCGGAAUGGGAUGUGUAUAAGGAGAAGAAAACAGCGGAGCGAUGA